Molecule: messenger RNA, 1650 nt
Organism: Australozyma saopauloensis
Lineage: Eukaryota; Fungi; Ascomycota; Pichiomycetes; Serinales; Metschnikowiaceae
Gene: CDC20
Product: ubiquitin-protein transferase activating protein
Exons: 1
Coding region: 1-1650 (549 amino acids)
Biological process (GO): anaphase-promoting complex-dependent catabolic process; positive regulation of ubiquitin protein ligase activity; positive regulation of anaphase-promoting complex-dependent catabolic process
Cellular component (GO): anaphase-promoting complex
Molecular function (GO): ubiquitin ligase activator activity; anaphase-promoting complex binding; protein binding
Source: RefSeq, a predicted model, not a curated record
AUGACGGCACUUUUGGAAUCUCCCACAAGGCCGCCCAGAACGCCGUUCCACGACUCCACGCUCCUAUCGAUCACCUCCGACAACCUACGUCCGUCGAUGGGUUCCAAACGGUCGGGCGACGAGGCUCCCAAGUCGCCGAAACGAGUCGAUCUCGGCGCGCGCAAGACACCGUUUCUUCUGGCUGUUAGCCGCUCGAAAUCGUCCAUGGCGGACUUCGCCAGACCCACGCUCGAGAUGCCUCCGUCUCUCCAGCGCAGAGUGACCAUGUCUCCACCGAAGCCGCCCAUGCUCCGCCGCCUGUCGUCUCUCCUCACGGCGCCCGAGCUUUCGACUGCGGACCGCUUUAUUCCAAGCCACAGAAACUCUACCUCGGGGAGACUCAAGCCUGCCCUGGCCAAACCGCUCCCCAAUGCACUGCCACAAAGUCACAUAAAGGCACACACAUCGAAAAUAUACCAGCACCAUGUUGCUGAGGCUUGCGGGCUCGAUGUCAACUCCAGAAUAUUGUCCUAUAGUGUUCUUCCCCCGGAGCGUAGUAAGCCCUUGGACUUGUUCAGCCAUGUUGGCCAUAGAACGUCGGCUACUAGUCUAAGUAAAUCUCUCCGGCCCUCAUUAGCCUCUGAGAGAGCUAAGAAAAUCCCAUCCGCUCCCGAGCGUGUCUUGGAUGCUCCUAAUAUUGUAGACGACUUCUACUUAAACCUUGUCUCUUGGUCCCUGACCAACCUCAUUGUCAUUGGCCUAGAAGAUGCUGUCUAUGUAUGGAAUGCGUCUACUGGCCUGGUAGGUCUUCUCUGCGAAACAGCAGGGAAACUUGUGUCGUCGCUCCGAUGGUCUGAAGACGGGUCUUACAUCUCCAUCGGAAAAGACGAUGGCACAAUUGAAAUCUGGGACAUCGAAACAAACUCUCGGUUGCGUACAAUCUACAAUGGGUCCGUGAGCCGCGUGGCUUCGCACUGCUGGCUGCUGCAUCUUUUAACACUGGGCUCGAAAGAAGGAACAAUUUAUCACAGUGACGUGCGAGUAUCGAGCCAUCAGGUUGGCAAAAGAGAACGGACCCACGCUGCAGAAAUCUGUGGGAUCGAGUACCGCUCCGACGGACAACAAUUCGCCUCUGGAGGCAACGACAACUUGUUGGCCGUUUGGGAUGUUCGCAACAUGAACAGCGAGCCAAUAUUCAAAAAGACAAACCAUCGAGCAGCAGUCAAGGCUAUGGCUUGGUGCCCAUACCAAAGCCUGCUUCUCUGCUCCGGUGGUGGCACAAGUGAUAAAAAGAUUCACUUUUGGAACACCAGCACGGGUUCGAGAGUGAACCUGAUAGAAACCGAGUCACAAAUUUCUUCUUUAAAUUGGGGUUACGCCAAGGGUACCGGCUUUGAAGUUGUAGCUACCCAUGGAUUCCCCUCCAACAGCAUUUCUCUCUAUAAUUAUCCCACACUACAGAAGACCGGAGAAAUUGUCAAAGCACACGAUUCAAGAGUCCUUAAUGGCUGUAUGAGUCCAGAUGGAACCACGUUAGCGACUGUAGCAGGCGAUGAAAACUUGAAGUUCUGGUCACUCUUUGACUUAUACAAGCCAGGCCGGAUAGAGCUGGCCACGCAGUUGGGCUCAGAACAUGGCAAACAAAUGGACAAGCUCAUGAACAUUCGAUAA